AUGCCCGUCAUGACGGACGAAUGCUUCAACCGGAUCCAAAGAUCUCAGAACGAGCACCAGCAAGGACGUUCUGGCAUGGGCAAGAACAGAAAAGAGCCCGUCUUUAGUGCCGAGAAAAAGGGCCCUUCCAGUGCAUCAGAACUUGACUCAAAUAUCGUCCCAGAUGCAAGUGGCACCAAUAAAAAUAUUGCCAGACAUAAAUUACUCAGCUCAUACUGA
Molecule: messenger RNA, 219 nt
Organism: Protopolystoma xenopodis
Lineage: Eukaryota; Metazoa; Platyhelminthes; Monogenea; Polystomatidea; Polystomatidae
Source: the annotation of a GenBank genome assembly